AUGAGUGAAGAGCUCUUUCGUCAAUCUCCCCCAUUCGGUGUCGUCGAAAGCCUUGUCAAAGCUGAGUAGCCCCCUGCUUCCUUUCAAACAGUUGCCGGUCAUCUUCAAUUCGUCCAUGGUGUGUACAUUCUGCACAUGCAUUUUGAUGCUUGGUCCAUUGGGCGUCUUCGCAGCCCAAAGGUAGAGAUCCUCGUGUCUCCGAGCUUCGAAAUAGAGCGUGUUGUUACAGUUGUUCAGAUCGGCAAGUUCAGGAAUCAAAUGGAGCUGGGACUUGGAGUCGAGCUUCGAGUCUGCCUUCUGUGAGCAAGAAGCCAUAACUUUGAGGACAGACGAAUCACCUUUUUUAACAUGGGGAAGUAGAACCUCCAGGUCAUUCAUAAAAUGCCGCAUUCGGUGCGUAAUCCCGCGGGAGGAGAGCAAAGCACUCGCUGCUUGUUUUUCUUCUUCUUGGGUUCCACAGUCACCCCAUCGUCCACAUCCAUCUCAUCUGCCUUCCUCUUUCCCUUGCUCUUCCUCGUCUCCUUCGAAGACGCGUUGGCCUUUUGGGCCUUGAGAACUGAAGACAUGAAGGAUUGAGAACGAAAAACUGGUGAUCUGUAUUAUCGUGUUUGCUCGCAAUGUGAUCCGAUCCGGAUCAUCUUCCACCGUCCCGAUUCUGUGGCGUGGCCAUGCUUAGCCCAGCAGUGCGCACUGCGCACACUAUCAGCUUGUUUCCAGUCCUCGAUUCUCACCGCUAGGACCGGGAUCCCGAACUGUGGUGCUAGCUCUUUGGGCUUCUCAAAGACGCAAUGCUCAUGUCGUAUGAGACUGGACAAGCGAGGUCGAACGCGCACACUGCAUAUGAACCCGGCAACUGCUCCAACCGAACCCGGUCCUUCAUUCAACUCCUCUCGAACUAGCACACUGCACAGAAACAACAGCGUACCUCACUGCCGAGAAUACGACCUUCUCUUUCCUAUGUCUACCCCAUGCCCUACUUGGAAUCUACUGUCUUCAAAGGCUCCAAGAGCGGCGAGAUUGUGCAAAGCUCGACUGUCAUCUCCAAGCCUUUCGGCAACCAGGUGCUGGUCAAGAUCACCCACUCUGGUAUAUGUGGAACGGACGAACACUUCAGACACUCUGAUAUGGUGCUGGGACAUGAAGGAGUCGGCAUUGUGUUGGAACUCGGGCAAGACGUGCAGGGUUUAACGGUCGGAGAUGUUGUUGGGUGGGGAUACACACACAAAACGUGUGGUCGGUGUGAGCAGUGCGAACUUGGUCAAGAUCAGUAUUGCCCCAAACGUCAAAAAUAUGGAAAAGCCAACUUGAAUCAAGGCUCCUUCGGUUUCUAUGCGCUCCAAGACGCGGCGUUUCUGUUCAAGAUCCCAGCAGGAAUCUCAUCAGAACACGCAGCACCUCUCAUGUGUGGGGGCGCGACUGUCUUCGAGGUCAUGGAGACUUAUCAACUGCGUCCGACACAGCGAAUCGGCGUUAUCGGAAUCGGAGGGCUGGGACAUCUGGCGAUCCAAUUCCUAGCCAAAAUGGGGGCUACUGUGGUCGUUUUCUCGAGCACACGAUCGAAAGAAGAGGAGGCGUUUCGGCUGGGUGCAACGGAAUUCCACCACACGGAAGGCGUGACUCGGUUUGAAGGUGUGCAGCCUUUGGACCAUUUGAUCGUGACCACUAGUUCCCAGCCUAAAUGGAAGCCAUUUCUUGCAAUCCUGAAGCCCAAAGCCACCAUUUUCCCGCUCACGGUUGACACUGGACCGAUCGGAAUAUCUCUCUAUCCCCUCGUCAACUUUGGCUUUACGAUCCAAGGCUCAAGCGUAGCCUCGCGUGCUGUUCACCGAAGAAUGCUAGAUUUCGCUGCCCGGCACCAGAUCCAACCCAUUAUCGAAGUCUUUCCUAUGACAAAGGCCGGCGUACAAGCUGGCAUGGACAAAUUAAGAGCGGGAAAGAUGAGAUAUCGGGGUGUUUUGUCGGCUCAGCGAGCGGCCUCCCUCUGAUCAGGAGAUGGAAGGGGUGGUUCUGAGAAUGGGUGCAAGAAAGCAAACGCAAGAGGCAAGUACAUGCUUUGUACUGUACACGGAGAUAUGCAAUGAAAUAUUCAGUAACUCAUGGACCACGCAGUUGUUUUUGUUUCUCUUGUUCCAGCCGCUAGAAUAAGCUUAGUUGUUUGUCGCAUAGAGGAAUUAUAGCCACGCACGUGAUACAAUAGCUGCACGGCCA
Messenger RNA from Mycena citricolor, 2208 nucleotides. Lineage: Eukaryota; Fungi; Basidiomycota; Agaricomycetes; Agaricales; Mycenaceae. The record is from the annotation of a GenBank genome assembly.